CUUCUCUCUUUUUCUGGUAAAAAAAAUAAAAUACAACAGCGUUUCAUUUGCAAGUUUAAACUAAGUAUGCAAGUACUUAAAUCAGAGGGCAGACUUUAUUUGAGACUACUAUUUUAAAAGUAUAAAGAGAGCUCUAGAAGGUAGAACAAAAUAUGACCUUUGACCUCAGGUUCGUAGAGACAACACAUGACACAAACUUAAGGUAAAAACUACAAUAGGUAACCAUUGACCUGUUAGCCAAGAAGACAGCAAAACCAUUUAGACCUUUAGCAGCGUCUGGUGCUGCCAGUUGCUUGUUGAUACGAUUGUUGGGUUGGUACUUAAAUUGCAAAAUUACCGGUUAACAAGCUAACUGAGCUAGAAGGAUAAAUAACAGGAAUAAACUAGAGUAGUGACUACAUCUUGAAACGAUGAUGGAUUAGCUAGUUAGCCAAGCUAACACUCAACAUGUUGGCAAACCGUGGAAGUACAUGGUUAUGGUUAGCUAGUAAGUGAGUGAGUGCAAACCAGAAGUCUGUAAAAUGUCCGAACCUCAAAUCAAUGCUUUGCUACAUCUGCAAUAUUUUUUCAGUCUUUGGUUAUAAUUAUUCAAAUAAAGAUAAUCUGUAAAGUUUUUUUUCGCUGUUUUACUGCAGUAAACAAGCACCCUGAUGCUGAAGCUUCGCCACCAAUGAACAACAUGAAAAACAGAUUUUUUUUUUGGGCUUAGACUUUUCAUUCUCUAAGUAUACAGUUUGUGUGGGUAUUAUAAAGUGCAUGUGUUUCGGUGUUUCUGCAUGUCGACCAGUGAGGUCGGCGGUAAGCCUGACUUCUCGCCAGUGUCUUGGCGUGAGUAUUUUGACCAGAUGGAGGAUGUGAACGUGGGACCGGCAGACAGCAGGGAUGUCUUCAGGAUUUAUAAAGCAGGAAAUGAAGGACCUCUACUGGUUCUGCUGCACGGAGGAGGACAUUCAGCCCUCUCCUGGGCCGUCUUCACUAGAGCCAUUGCCAGCAGAGUGACCUGCAGAAUACUUGCCAUGGAUCUCAGGGGUCAUGGUGCAACCCUGGUCCACCAACUAGACAACUUCUCCACUCAAAGUAUGUCAAGUGAUGUAGCCAGUGUGAUUCAAGCAUGCUACGGAGAGACUCCUCCCCCUAUCGUCUUGAUUGGCCACGGUGUUGGGGGGGCGAUCGCAGUGUAUACAGCCAGCAACAUGCUGCUACCUACCACUGUCGGGCUGGUAGCUAUCGAUGUUGUGGAAGGCAGUGCAAUGGAUGCACUUCACAGCAUACAGAACUUCCUGAAGGGAAGGCCCAAGUCCUUCAAGUCCAUGGAGCAUGCAAUAGAGUGGAGUGUCAAGAGUGGACAAAUCAGGAACCUGGAAUCUGCCAAAGUGUCAAUGGUUGGUCAGCUCAAAAGGUGUGAGGUGGAGAAAGCUGAUUCUCUGGAGCAGGCCAGCCCGGUGACCGAUGUGGUCGUCGAGCGCAACGAGGAGCCCAACGAUCAGACCUAUGCCAAUGACGAAGAAAACGCGGCCUCAGAGGUGAGCCAGAGUGUGUAUAAGUGGCGUAUAGACCUGUCGAAGUCAGAAAAGUAUUGGGAAGGCUGGUUUAGAGGAACCUCGAACCUCUUCCUGGCUUGCAACCUGCCCAAACUCCUGCUACUUUCCGGUAUCGGUCGGCUGGACAGAGAUCUGAGUAUUGGCCAGAUGCAAGGUAAAUUUAUGAUGCAGGUGCUGCCCCCCUGUGGCCAUGCAGUGCAAGAAGACACACCUGAGAAAGUGGCUGACGCUGUGGCCUCCUUCCUGUUCAGACACAAGUUUGCUGAAGUCAGAGGGGAAAAUAAAUGCUCCAACUCUCUAUCACGAUGAGGUCUGCAGAUAAGCAAACACGAGCUCCAUCCUCCAGCCCGAAGAAGACCAGUACAGACGUCCAUUUUUAUCACCGACCUUCAUUGUUUUGCAGAAGUAGCUGAAGUCUUUAGUUUUAAACCUUCAAAACGUUACCCAGCUGUUGCACAGUUACAAUUCUGCUCUUAUUAAAACCAAAGUCAACAAUAGUCGUUUUUGUACCCUAACCCAUCUGACGGAACAAAACCGUGGCGCUGACAGGACACAGUGCACACGGGCUGUAUGGAAAUUGUCUGACCUCUCGUAGUCACAGGAUAGUUUCUGGAGAGCACCUAAAACUUUUUUUAUUUUUUUAAAUCUUCCUCCCAUGUCCCCUCAGGGGCUCGGCUACGACUCCGGACUGCAGAAUUUAAGCAAAUAGCAACUAGCUAUCACGUCGGCUGACGGUCACUGCUACCUAGCUGAUUAAUUGAGAAGUAAUGAUGUAAUGAAAUUUAAUUUGUUGAAGCAUGAGACUGAAAUCUUACAGAAUUCUUACACUCCUUGCAUGGUCGUGUUAUCUCACUUGUUUCCUCAAAAAGCAAAAACAUCACGUUAUUUAACCACUGUUGCUUCCUCUAGCUAGCUUGUUUAGUUAUUCCUCAUGGAUGAUUUUUAAACUACCUUUGUUAGUUUUUAGAAGCUCUCUGUUUUGUAUUCUCUUCACGUACAGUAUGUAGCGUUAGCACCCGUUAAGCAUUAUCUUUAGAUGAAUGUUGUUGUUCAGUAUAAACUUCACUGUGACUCA
Molecule: messenger RNA, 2616 nt
Organism: Labrus bergylta (ballan wrasse)
Lineage: Eukaryota; Metazoa; Chordata; Actinopteri; Labriformes; Labridae
Product: protein phosphatase methylesterase 1
Biological process (GO): protein demethylation
Molecular function (GO): protein methylesterase activity
Source: RefSeq, a predicted model, not a curated record